AUUGUUUAAAUUGCAAGCAAUUUGAUUGGCGAUUAAUGGAGAUUCCAAUCCUAUUAUCCAUGUGUAAAAACAGAGCUCAGAUGUGACCACCACCAUUGAAAAGGGAAAGUUUGAAGUGGGGACAAGGACAGGGGUGGAUGGUAAACUUUCAAUGGGGAGUGGGUGCUUCUCUUUUGGGCUGAAUCAAAGCCGCAUGCACGCUUUGAAUUUUUUUUCCUUUCGGUGUCAACACUUUCUGAAAGUUUGGACUUCUUCUCUGUCUACUUGUUUACUCUACUAGAUGGUGCACCAAUGAAAAGGGUGUUCUAAGAUUUUGAAUCUAGUUGGUGUAAUUUGGUUGUUAAUAGGGAUUAUUAUAUGACUUUUGAUUUUAGGAAUUAAAUUAAUUUUGAGCAUUAUAUUUUCGUCAAUAAGGCUUUUUGAUUGAGUCUUCCAGAUGAACCCGAACCAGUUGAAAUUAGAGUUGAUGUUGCCAAACCUUCUUGUUGCGCCGCAUGUUUGAAAGUAUGUUGAAAGUUCAAAGUCAAAUAUGAACUAAACCGUGUAAUUAAUUAAUUAAUUAAUUAUUUAAAUUUUAUUCCAGAAAAAAAGGAGAAAAAAACUCUCUCCUCCUUUUCUUUUGCCGUCUUCCUCUUCUGGAGUGGGUGUUGAAUGAAUCAGCAGAGAAUCAUAUGUGGCAGUAGCUAAGCAACUCGUUUUGAGCCACGUGUUCCGCGCCAACCCUUUAAAACCACACGCGCCCGGAAAUAGCUUCUCCCUCUUCUCCCUCAUCUCUUUUCUCCGAGACUAGGAAAAUCAGAAAGAGAAUACACAGCGAAGCCAAUCCACACCGACCUCUCUUUGUUCUAUCUUUCUGUAUCUCACACGCGCAGAACGAUGCCGUUUUGCAAUAUUAGGACGCAACAAGCCAGCUCAGACACGAAGCUCUGCGACAAUGGAGUCAAAAUCUUUUACAGAACGUACGGUCACGGACCUACCAAGGUCCUCCUCAUCAUAGGAUUGGCAGGGACCCACGAGUCAUGGGGCCCACAGAUCAAGGAGCUAGUGGGGACCGAUACGCCCAAUGAAGAUGAAACGAGGACCGGAGAUUGGAGUUCCGAUGACAACGAGAGUGGCGGUGGUAUUGAAAUAUGUGCGUUUGAUAACCGUGGAAUGGGUCGAAGCACCGUACCCACCAAAAAAUCCGAAUACACAACAGAGAUUAUGGCAAAGGAUGCAAUUGCUUUGUUGGAUCAUUUGGGCUGGAAAAAAGCUCAUGUUUUUGGACAUUCAAUGGGAGCUAUGAUAGCUUGCAAGUUAGCAGCAAUGGUACCUGAAAGAGCUCUCUCAUUGGCUUUACUUAACGUAACAGGUGGAGGUUUCGAGUGUUUUCCAAAGCUCGAUCGACAAACAUUAUCCGUUGCAAUCCGUUUCUUACGGGCCAAAACUCCUGAGCAACGGGCAGCUGUUGACCUGGACACCCACUACUCAAGGGAGUAUCUUGAAGAAUAUGUUGGACCUAACACCAGAAGAACAAUCUUAUAUCAAGAAUAUGUAAAAGGUAUAUCAGCAACUGGAAUGCAGUCUAACAAUGGUUUUGAGGGUCAAGUUAAUGCUUGCUGGACACAUAAAAUGACUCGAGCAGAAAUCGAAAUGAUCCGUUCCGCUGGAAUUCUUGUUUCAGUCAUUCAUGGCAGGCAUGAUAUAAUUGCUCAAAUAUAUUACGCAAGGAAACUUGCGGAGAAGCUGCAGCCUGUUGCUCGGAUGGUAGAACUUCAUGGAGGUCAUCUAGUGAGCCAUGAGAGGACCGAAGAGGUCAAUCAAGCACUGCUUGAGUUGAUAGAGGCAUCAGAAGUGAAGAAGAUGAAGCCUAGUGUUUGGACUAAUAUGCCAAAGAAAAGCUCUGGGUGGAUAGGGACAAGGAUGGCAUUAAUGAGAAUAAACACAGAGGGUGGAAGCAAUGCCUCUCUCGUGUUUUAUUACUUGCUAUCAAAACUGCAGCUUUGCGUGUUGUACUUCUUUGGUCUCUUUGUUUUGGCAUUCGAGUAUGGUCGGAGGGUUAUAACAAGUUGUAAACCGGCUAGAGUUGGAACUUCCCUUACAUUAGAGAACAGUCAAUGAACCAUUGUUUCUUCUUACUGGGUCAAUUGAUUUGUCACCCAUUACCCUAUACGAAGUCAACCAAGUGAUGAAUAAUACACUGGAUUCUUCAACAACAUUUUUCAAUAAGAUGAGAGGCUUAUGCAUUCGGCAACGCAUCUUCAAAGCUGUUUGGAGGCACAAAUGUUGGGAGAUUGGAACAACCAAUAUUUUGAGGCAGAUCCUUCUCCCCGUGCCAUUGGUUCAUUUUUACUUACAAAAGAUGAUGAUAACAAAUCCCCUCUGUAUCUACAACAAACUCUCUACUCCCUACUACACCUUUCCGGGUGCAAUUCAAAAGAGAAAACAUUUAAUGGGUCU
Molecule: messenger RNA, 2439 nt
Organism: Corylus avellana
Lineage: Eukaryota; Viridiplantae; Streptophyta; Magnoliopsida; Fagales; Betulaceae
Source: RefSeq, a predicted model, not a curated record